UCUAUCUGUUAACUCAUUUAGAUGUGCUUAAAUGAAGUGUAAAACUUAUUAAUAUGAUAGCUAGGCAAUUUUCAGAGUAGGAUUUGUUUUCAAUUUCAUGUGAAGUCGUCAUACCCAUAGGUUUUCAUUUUUCCUCCCCUCUGUGAUGGGCAUCUGCCUCAAACCAUAUGGUUGUGGAAAAUGUUGGUUGAAACAGUUCUGUCAAGAUCAUGGCUAGAAGAAAAACCUACCUUACUUUUCACUUCUAAAAACGUUGUAAAGCCCUUCUGCUUUCAUGUGGGGGAACAGGAACUCGAAGUUCAGCCCAGAUGGAUCCCCUGUGCCAGGGACAGGCUUAUGCUUUCUAUGAAAGUCUGCCGAAUAUUGGCCAACUCGCCUACCUUUCACAACUUGUUCACUUCCAGCAGGGAUGUGCAUAGGCUGAGAAGCUCCUCUAUCCUCAGGAAACCUUUCCCAGCCUCCGUUCCUGGUGUGUGUAGAUGCAGCCAUAUCCUAUCCCAGGUCCUGUGCCCGAUCCAGACGUUUGUGUGCAGUCAUCACAGGCAGAGAGGAGGCUGGCAAAGCUCUGCCUUGUGCCCAGCUGGGAUUUUAGCAGGUUGCCUUGCAGCUGCCACCAGCUCCAAACGUCAGACCCAGGGCGCUAUUCUCCACAGCUUCCUUUCCCUUCUGACUAUCUAAAGAUCAGGAGUGUUGUCAGAAUUGAUGCAGAAAUUGAGACUGUUAUAACUGACUCAUUAAGCUAACUACAGUUGUUCAAUGAGUGUUGAUCAUGUUGCAGGAAAAAAAAAAAAGGUAUCUCUUGAAAUACCAGUUUUGCAGUUGUCAAGCAGGAACCAUUGUAAUGGAGGUUGUUGGCAACCAUGUCAUGUUGGUAGACCCCCCCCUCCAGCCAAACAUGGGUUACCUUAGAGAAGAACGUGGGUUGUGCUUUCCUCUGGAGCCAGCAGCACACAGGAAGGAGGCAGGAUGGAUGCAUGAUGAAGAGAGCUUAGAGGGCUUGCAGCUGUUGGGCAAAGCCAGGGGACCUCUAGGCUCAGCAGCCUGAGAUUUUUUCAAAACUGGGAAUCCUGUAGCAGCUGACACUUACUUGUUUUCUUACUUACUGUUUUCUUGAUCUCUUUGUCACCUGUCAUUGGUGUCUUGGAGAUUUGUGAAUGUGGAUUACAUUAAAAGAAUGACAUAGUCUUGGUGUCUGUCUGUCUGUGCUUACCAAACAUGAGUAUUCCCAACAGCUGGAUCAGACCACUUGGGUCAAGACUAUCAGCUUUAUUCCUGUUACUACCUUUGGCAAAAAGUUGGUAAAAAGUAUUCAUGAAUCUGAUCAUCUAAGAAAUGAGAGUCUUCUUCACCAGGAUUUGCUCUCUUCAGAUCUCUUUCUGUUAAGUUUUUAACCUCUGUGUAAGCAUCCCCACUCUUAUUUAUGAGAUACAUAGCUUUCUAGAUUCAAGUCACGCUGCUGAGAAACUUGGAAUAUUCUAGAGUUUUAAAGAAGUGGUUUGUAAAAAUUGAUGAGCUCUUUGGGUAAUGUAAUCUGAAAAGGAAGACUUAAGAAAAUAACCCCAUGGUUGAUUGCAGUACAAAACUUAAUGCUGACUGAACGUUGACUCAAGGAGCAAAAUGUCACUCUUCCUGCAUUUCAUUUUUAUUUCUAUCCCAUAUACUGCUUUGAGAAUGUUUUUCUUAUAGAAAUGAAGUCUGCUUCUAGCAGAGCGAUUUUUUUAUGAGCAAUUUCCACUGGCAGAUUAAAUAAGCUAUUUGCAUAUUAUCAAUAAAUGUGGCCUUGCACUGUUAACACACGGAAGUCUUAUUCCAUUGGUAACGUUUUAUGUAGUAGCAAACAUAAUUUUAGUACUGAAGUAAAUAUGAUAGAUAAAUGUUUAUGAACAACCUAUAAUAUCAUGUAUUUAAACAGUGCCUGAUGCUAUAUGAUGCUGGUGAUAAGAGGAAAGAAGUGAAAGAAAUGCUAGCAUGAACACAAACUAUGUUUAUGGGCAUGUGUAACAUUGUGGAACAUCUUAACAAUAUGUUGUAAAGUUACAUAUGCCUAAUUCUGUACUAUGAUGACACUGUGGCAAUGUCAGUCCUGAAAAAACUGCUUUCUCUUAUGAGGGGCUACCUGGCACUUCUGAAAAACAGACUCUGUAUUUCCAUCUUGCCAGUCACUUUUGGAAACCAUAUGGCUGCUGUGGAAUAAAUGAAUAUGCGAGCAGUAUGGCAAUAGGAGGCUUCAAAAUUCUGUUUUGUGCUAAUUGGAGAGGAGAUUCAUUGAAAUAUACAGCAUUCAGGAAUAAUAAAUUACAGUGCUUGGUGGUUUUUUUUAUUAUUAUUAUUAUUUAGGUGAUACUCUGUAGGAGUUCUUAGCAUCUUUCUAGUAUACCGUGGUCUCUUAGGUUACAAUGUCCCUUAGUUUUGUGCACUUAGACCUUACAGAGAUAUUUAUAAGAUGAAAGUAAGUUCCCUAUACUUCUAAGGAGUGUUUGCUCAUGGAAAGUAUUUUCCAAAUGAGUCCAGUUGUUUUGCCUAAUGGCAAAAAUGUCCUUGGCAUUUCCACCACCACCUUUGAAAGCUUAGGAUGUCGUGUGCCAGUGCUCACAGAAGCUCUCAGCUUAGCUGAGUAUCGGCACGAGUGAAGAUGUGCAGGAUAGAGGUGGUCCUUUUGACGUCUGUGGGAGCUGCUGUGUGCUGAACGCGUGUGCUGAGUGCCUCGGAUGUCUGCGUUGUGAGUGGUGAACUACUGUAAAUAAAUCCAUCAGAGGUCUACAGUGAUUGCAGUGCUAAUGUGUACGUUCAAAACAAGAAUUCUCACUGACAAAGUAAACUGCUAGGUUAUGUUGUCUCACUCGUAGAUCCAGCAGCCGACAGUGAUCAGCUCUGCAAGCGCUCACCCUUGAGCCUGAGACCCCAGCUCCUCAGAGGCAGAUCAUUUUCCUGGAGCCAAAGCAGCAAACCAGGGCCGUUUUUCCUCCCCGCACCCAGGCCGCUCCCAGCCCCAGGUACCGAUCCUUUGGCUGGGAGGUGUGACGUGCCCGCGGUGGCUGGGCGCUCCGGCAGGCAGCUAUAAUUAGCUGAGCAGCCGCUAAGCAGCGGUGACAGGGUGGGAGCCGCAGCGAGCAUGUGCCGGAUCCUGCAUGUGCCUGGUUCUUAUUGGCAGGCUGAGCUGCUGCCUGCCGGUUUGAUAGGUUUCCCCAGUAAUCUGCGUGCUGCAUUACAGACAUAGAUACAGAGGUACUGCGCGCACGCAGCGCUGGAGGUGCUCAGCUCGUAGCAUGAGAGCCCGCAGAUGAAAGGCAUUGCUCUUUGUUACCAAACAUCAGUACUCGAGGACUGCUAGCCGCUAGCAGAGAGCCUCCACUGGAGCUUUGCAGUCUGCCGUUCAAAGCCUGAACAAGAGCUCAGCACUGUGCUUUUUCAGAUCGCACAAAGGAAGCAAGGAGACUCCCACAUCUUUCAGCGAGAAGAAAGGAGGCAGUGGAGCAGACUAAUACGGACUUGUGUCUGGUGGCCUUGCAGUACAAAGGCUGCCUUUAAAAGAGAAGCGCAGCGUUAUUUAAUGAGCUGUGAGAUGAGGCGCUGCUGCUAACGCUCAGAUCCCUGGAUUCAUCGGCUAUUCAUUGUGCUUAAUGUACAUGUUUCUACACCGUGCGUUUAGGAGAUCCCAGAGAAGAAUCCAAAACGGCUGCGGGGGAAAGACCACCAAACAUGCCUACAGAAACACUACCGACAGGUAGCAUGGUGAAGCCGGUCAGCCCUGCCGUGACUUUCACAUCCGCCGUCCCUCUCCGCAUCCUGAACAAAGGACCUGACUAUUUUCGCAGGCAGGCGGAGCCUAACCCAAAAAGACUGAGCGCGGUGGAGAGGCUGGAAGCCGACAAGGCGAAAUACGUCAAAAGUCAGGAGGUCAUCAAUGCCAAGCAGGAGCCCGUGAAGCCAGCAGUGCUGGCGAAGCCGCCGGUCUGUCCUGCGGCCAAGCGGGCACUGGGCAGCCCCACCUUGAAGGUCUUCAGCAACAAUGCAAAGACCGAGAGCGGUGUCCAGAGAGAAAAUCUGAAGCUAGAGAUUCUGAAGAACAUCAUCAAUAGCUCUGAAGGCUCCAGCUCGGGUUCGGGGCACAAGCACGGUCCCCGAAACUGGCCACCCCACAGAGCCGAUUCGACGGAACUGAACCGACAUUCGUUUGCUGAGUCCCUGAAGGUUUACCCCACACAGGGCCGUAGCAGCCCCCAGGAGAGCAGCUCCAAUGUCAGUAGAAGGCUCCUAGACCAGUCAGCAGAGACUUUCUUGCACGUCUCUCACAGCUCCUCAGACAUUAGGAAAGUAACUAGCGCAAAGCCCUUAAAAGCAAUACCUUGCAGUAGUUCAGCCCCACCUCUGCCUCCAAAACCCAAAAUUGCUGCCAUUGCCACCCUCAAGUCCCCAGAGAUUGAGGCAGUUGAGUCUGGAUGCGGAGUUAGUAGAAGACCCUCCCUACAGCGAUCAAAAUCAGACUUAAGCGACAGAUACUUUCGUGUCGACGCAGAUGUUGAACGAUUCUUUAACUACUGUGGACUGGAUCCUGAAGAGCUUGAAAACCUUGGGAUGGAAAAUUUUGCAAGGGCUAACUCUGAUAUUAUAUCCCUCAACUUUCGCAGUGCAAGCAUGAUUAGCUCAGACUGUGAACAGUCUCAGGACAGCAACAGUGACCUUAGAAAUGAUGACAGUGCCAAUGACCGUGUGCCAUACGGCAUUUCUGCUAUUGAAAGGAAUGCCAGAAUCAUCAAGUGGUUGUAUAGCAUCAAGCAAGCUAGAGAGUCACAGAAAGUGUCCCACGUGUGAGAAAAUCCACAGUAGAAAAAGCAAGGACUGUAUCUUUGUCUGUGAAUAUUCAGUUGUGAAGGGUUGUGAAGUCUACUUGAAGUCUUGUACACUUCUCAAAUCUCUUUGUGUUGCUUGUUGUGCAAUGUUUCCAAGUUGCAUGCCUGUCAACAUGUGAACUGACCUGGCUUCCACUUGAACAAUAACCAACUGCAAAGCCUGGCUGAACAUACACGUUAUCUGCCAAAAGUUUAAGACAAGAAUCUAAUUAGGGCUUUAGUAUAAUCAAAGUGUUUACAUGGAAAGGUUAUAUGACUUCUUUGGUAUUUAUGUGGUUCCUUGUGGGUUUUAUAUGUCACUUUUUGUCUUAAUACAGAUAUCGUCAACUGACGUUUCUAGGUUCUAAGUUGAAAUGGAAUCCCGUUUGGGGGGAGAGUGGGGAUGGGGGAGGGAGAAAAAUUGGCCACUGUAAGAGGUUUAGACAUGCAACAGUAGUCAAAGCAACCUUAUCUCUUGUAGAAGGUGGAUUAUUGGCAGCUGUAAAGCUGAAAGGCAAGGAAUGUGCUGUUCUUUGCUAAAAUAUGUAUCCCUACCUGUAGUAAGGGACUGUUUAGGUUUCUGUUUCUAGAUAAGCACCCUCAGUCUCACAACUGAGGUGGUCUAAUGUAUCUGCUUGGCCACUUAUAAACUGAAUGAGUAUUGCAUUUGGUUUGGUGUAAGCAUUUUAAUGAUUUUGUAUUACCCUGUUGGAAAAGCUUAAAGAAGGUUGGAGUCAACACACAAAAGCAUCAUAGGUGCGGGAUUUUGUGGGUUUCGAUUUUACUCUUAAGAUUCCUGGUCUUAAACUUUUGACAGGAAUGAUUAGAUCCUAUAGCUGAUAUUGAAUGCCUUUAUUAGUCAAACACAUCAUGACUACGAAGUCCAUGCUGUCUUUUAAUUUUUUUUUUUUUGUAGACCUAUUUGAACAGUUAAUGAACAAAAAUGGAAACACACAGCCAUAUCAAUAUAACGCCUCCUAUUCAGAAGUAAAUACACUCAGUAGCUGAACUAUAUCUGAAAAAUUGUGAUUAUGUUGUCUUGCAUAUGUUAUAUCUAAGGCUGUGAAAGUUUGUUACAGCUCUAGAAAGUGUAGAAACAUGACAGUAUGUAGCUUUAUUUUCUUUCCUCCUUAUGAUGGUUAGUGCUGCAGGUGAACCUGUUAUGAAUCUUUUGACAAUCUGUAUCUUCCCAGUGGUUUAAUUAACUGUCAUUUCAACUGACAGUUGUGGUGCGGUAGCAGAGGAGUUGAAAGUACAGUGGCCUGCUUCAUUAUUCUUGUAUACAUGCUUUGAAAUAAAUUGCAGCACUACCUUAUACUUCAUCAGCUAAUAGGAAACUUUUUUAUUGUGUAAAUGCUGUAAGACUUUGUAUAUACUUCAGUUGUUACGAAAUCUUUAAAAGGAAGAGUGUUAUGCUAAUAAAUAGCUCCUGGUGCAGGUA
Molecule: messenger RNA, 6270 nt
Organism: Phasianus colchicus (ring-necked pheasant)
Lineage: Eukaryota; Metazoa; Chordata; Aves; Galliformes; Phasianidae
Gene: FAM110B
Product: family with sequence similarity 110 member B
Source: RefSeq, a predicted model, not a curated record